Messenger RNA from Amoebophrya sp. A25, 2246 nucleotides. Lineage: Eukaryota; Dinophyceae; Syndiniales; Amoebophryaceae. The record is from the annotation of a GenBank genome assembly.
GUCUGCUGGGUCGACAACUACUAAAAUCUUCCAUGAUCCAAAAUUAUCAAGUUGCAUGUCUGGCGGCGCAGAUGUAGCCGUUGUACAUCGAGCAUUCCAAUAUGGCAUGCUAGGACAAAGAAACAGUGAGGCGACAGAAGAGUCUUGGUCUUUGUACCACGCGGAUGACACGCGUGAGUAUCGAUUGAUAUGUCGUCGGUUGGUAGACGAGAACGUGGAUAAAUACGAUCUCGUGAUGAAAGGGGGCAGUAGACGAGGCAGCGAAGCUGGUCAGCCCAAGAAUGUGGCCAUCACCAAAACAGAUCUUGCCGAAAAACACGAAGACGGAAAUUCAGCAGAGAUGCAGCGGAAGACAACGAAAUUGGAGAAUCACGUCUUGCAUUCGUCAUCCCUUCAGCCAAGUGGUAGAAUAAGACGUGAUCAGACCAAGAAUUGUGCCGCUCCAAAUACACACUAUGGUUAUUAUGAUCACUUCAUCUCUAAUGUUAAUAUGCUAUGGGGAUAGUUCUUCAAGGAAGUAGUGCUGUAUGAUUCAAUAAUAAAUUAAAGCUCAGCAUUCACUGGUCACUGACUCUGAACGGAAGAGAUCCCCUUCAAAGCUCUCCCCUUUCCCCUCGUUUUCCCCUGUCCUCUCAAGGAAGGGGUCGCCUCUUCGAUCUCAGUGACCAACUCCGAUGACCCUUGAAAGUUGAGCCUUAAUUAAAGGGAUGCGUGAUCUGCAUGUGCUUGAUGAAGGAGCGCCCGCUAGUAGGAUGCGUUGUCGUGGACAUCUCUAAAGACGCUUGCCCGCUGCAGUAGAAGAGUUCAUUCUGCAACCUUGUCACGCUGUUUUGUUUUCGCCGCUUCUAGUGUACAUCGAACGCUGCAUUGACACUGUGUGUGAACAGAGCGCGAUUGACGUGAGUUUUUUCUUGGCAUCCGCGGCGCUCACAACAAGAUGUCGCUAUUUAUUACGCCUCGUCAUGCAGAAGGUGGGGCUAGGAACUGUUUGGGAACGGCAAAAACGCAAGGUUUUCACCUUGUGGAUUGCACAGUUGAUGCAUUUCCCACACUUGGACACAGAGCUUCCGGGUCGCUGCCUCACUGAGGGAUUGAGGCACUGGACACUAUUUCGAACCAACAAUCAAGAAAUAGCAGAGGAAUUCGCUACAGUUCUGAAAAGAGUUCUACAGGACCACCUGGCGGGUAAUUAUUCAAAUGCGAUUGGCGCUUCCAAUGUUCCGAUUGAAACACAACGACCCACGGGCACAAAAAGGGAAGAAAAAGGAGAACAAGAACGUGGUAGAAACAAACCGUCCGACGCGAGCGAAAGUUCUCUGGCCACAUUGGAUCGCUUUCUCGGUCGCUACGAUGAGAUCGUUCUCGAUUACUAUUUUGAGGAUUCGCCGUACAGCGUUGAUAUCUUCUUGCCGCGGCAAAGGCUGGGUAUAGUUUUCACGAACGAGGUAAGUAGAAAUUCCAUCGCAGGACGUCGCUUGCCCGUCGGCGGUCAUCGACUCCAAGCACUUCAUAUCGCGGAUCGCGGUUACAAGUUGGCCGUUGUCUCCACGUCUCAGUGGAGAGCACUAUGUGAAAAUGAAGAGCCUGAAGUUGGAGAUUCCGGUUUCGUGCUUGAGAAUUUUGUCCGCUGUCUCGCGCGCGACUGGAACAUCGUAUCCUAGAACCUGAACGGGAAAGCGCGCUGGUGCUGGAGGUAAGUAGGAUGCUGGUAUGGAGGCAGAUUCAAAUCAUUCCACGCGCUCGCGUCUUUCAUGUUCCUGUUCCUCUGAGCAAAAAACGCACAAAAUCUAAUGACCUUGUUCUUACCAAAAACUUCAUGCUACAUAUCAGUUCAUGGAAGAAGAUACGCUUUUAUUAUCAUUGAUACGCAGAACUAUCGAUCCUGUUUUUCCAUCGUUCUCCGUGUUUUGGCAUACACCAGGUGGUCGCAGCAUCGCAGUGGAACUAUGUAUUUAUAAUUAGAAUGCUAUUGCCUCUGUCAUUGAUAUAUGUGCAUAGACUCGACCGUUUGUCUACUUGCAUGACGACAAUGAAAGCAAUGCCAAUCGCUUUAGUGAAAGGAAUUUAAAGGAAAAGAAAUAAUGCAGAUGAUCAUAAAAUUCUGUCGAUCGGCGUGUGUUGGAGAUUCUUGACGAUCAGCACUGUUGAGCUGUUCUAAUGGGAAUAGGACACGGACCACAAAGCAAAAUUCUAAAGGAUCGCUUUUAAUAUGCAGCAGCGAUCAUGUGCCUGUGCGACAAUUCGGA